UGUGAUCUAGGUCAUGCCUUUUUUCCACAGGCCCGCCAGAGCUCAGUCAAGAUCCAGUUGAAGUCGAGCAGUCUACUCAAGAAUUCUUCUAACAACUCUGAUACAAAGACAGUUCGCCCACGGGAAGGCCUGAGGUCGCGUGAUAUCCGCAUCGCCAGAACAAUUGGGGUCAUUUUCCUGGCCUUCCUAAUCUGCUGCUCUCCAGUCUCGAUCGUCCACUACCUCGAUAAUAAGUACCAUAUGCCAACUCUGUUGCUGCUGCUACACCCGCUCUACUGGGCCCAGUACUGCAUCAACAUUGUCAUCUACGUCUUUAUGAACAGACAGUACCGUGACGCCUACGUGAACUACAUAGCUAGAUGGUGGCCCAACUUUAAGGAGGUAUCGCGCACGAAAUUCCAUUGGAAAGAGGAGGCUACAAGUGACAACAGCCGUAGGCAGUCCCGGGCAGCCACGCCAAGUGCCGGUUCUAAGUUUAGCGUUCGCAAGUUUUCUAAGGGAUCCUUGGUUAAGAGCAAUAACAUGGAAGCUCCUGGAACCCCACAGGUAUUGGCCAAGAGUGGAACUCCAAACCUAUCUGAUACCCGUCUUUAAAAGGACCAGCAGGUUUACCUGUAGAUGGCUGGAGGGAUCAUCGCCCCACAUGGGCUGUUCUCUUACCAGGCCUCUUGGUUGAAGGCCUGAUCAGUCAAGAUACUGGUGCUAACUGCACUCAGUCCAACGUAGACAGCACAGCCCGGCUAAUCAGGAACUACCAUAAGUCUUAAAGUCCCAGCAAUGGUACUCAUACUCAUUCUAUCUGUAAGUCACUAGUGGUGAUAUCUCCAAAACAGCUGUUUUCCUGUCGUGACCUAUGAGCCGUAUUUUUAUCAAGCAAGUUUUAUUGUAGGUUGAAAACCUAUUUAAAAUGUUUUUAUUAAUUCAUAACAUAUAAACCUGGCCUUAUUACAUUCAUGUAACAUGAAGAAUAUAUAGUAAACACAGUAAGGAUAUACUUAUACCUACUCUAUAUAUGAGUAGUGAAAUUGCAGGAUUUUUAGUCAUGACAGUAUCCUUUAGUGUCACAGGUUGACUCAUCCAAGUGUAUUACAGUAUAUGUUAACAUUUUUACUGCUAAUAUUAACAACUAAUUUGAAAUAUUUGUAUAAGGCUUAGCAUUCUAUCAUGAUGGAGUUGAAAGAAAUAAAGAAAAACUUGCCUUAAUAUAAUUAAGUGGGAAUCUCGAGGGAUUCUUAUAAGAGUAAGGACAUACCAGUGCUCUGCGAGCACUACAACAGCCACAACUGCUGCCUACACAUAGUGUGUCAGAACACCACAAGCUCUACAAGCACUACGACAGCCACAAGACUGUAGGAGUCUAUUGUGCUGUAGGUUUCUACUUUUUCAAUGCUGAUGUUAAUUUUUUUAAGGGGUUAUUGACGCUGUCUAGUAUGCACUUUAAACUUGUGAGCGGUGAUCAUUUUCAUUUGAAUAAACUCAAGGACCCCUAGC
Messenger RNA from Cherax quadricarinatus, 1491 nucleotides. NCBI's taxonomy places the organism in Eukaryota, Metazoa, Arthropoda, Malacostraca, Decapoda, Parastacidae. The record is from RefSeq and is a predicted model, not a curated record.